GAAUGAUGGACAUUUUACGUAGCAGUCUUAGUUUAACAAUGUCUUCGAUUUUUGAAGCGAGAAUCACAAUGGAUGAUAUUUUUUAUUGGAAUGAAAAGAUUUUCCUUCAAGGGCACAUGUUGAAAUUUGCGAGUUGUUCGUAAAAAUGUGAAAUACGCUGUAAAUAUGGCGGGACUUUCAAUUCAUGUUUUGCAUGUUAAGAAAGCUGUUUCACUUUCGUUGCCUUUGAAAUCAGGCGCGGCGUUUUACAGGACAUUUCCAUCAGCGACGGGAAAAUAUUCAUCCUCUUAUGUUCCUCUGAAAACGGUUGCAAGUAUUCAAAAUCGUACGCGAUCCCUGGUACAAGCUUUACGAUCUGCAAAAAAUGAACAGUCGUGGUUGAUUCGUUUGGAAGAGUUUAACGAUCACAUCCUUCGUUAUCAAGGUGUCGGCAGGAGUCAAGCUAUUCGAGAAGAAGCCAUCAGCUUUCUGCUAAGUGUUAGAAAGAAGGGAAAUAAAGAGGUUCGUAAGGAAGCGCAAAAAGCGCUGGCGUUACUGGGAUGGGUGGAUCCCGUCAAGGGAAGAGGAAUCAAAGUGCUGUCGAUCGAUGGAGGUGGAGCAAGAGGCUUGAUGGCGAUUGAGAUCUUGAAAAGAAUUGAAGAAAUGUGUAACAAGGAGGUUCAUGAAUUAUUUGACUUUAUCUGUGGAGCGUCAACAGGAGCCAUUUUAGCAUUUCUGAUUGGUAUCAAGAGAGUUCCACUGGAGGAGUGUGAGCACACUUAUAAAAAGCUCAGCAUGGAUAUAUUUGAACAGAAUUCUUUUAUUGGAAAAGGAAAAUUAUUCCUGAAUCAUGCCUAUUACAACACAGCAAAAUUUGAACAGAUUCUCAAGAAUGAAAGUGGAGAUGAACGAUUGAUAGAUUCAGCUAAAGACCCAACAACACCCAAGGUGGCAGCAGUAUCUACAGUAGUCAACCAUUCCUUACUGAUGCCGUAUGUCUUCAGUAACUACACACACCCUUAUGGUUCCAGCUCUAAGUUUCCUCAGAGCUGUAAGUAUAGGCUGUGGGAGGCACUCAGGGCAUCCACUGCUGCUCCUGGCUACUUUGAGGAGUUCAAACUUGGAAAUAACAUCCACCAGGAUGGUGGACUCCUCACAAACAACCCUUGUGCAAUAGCUGUCCAUGAGGCUAGGCUACUCUGGCCAGACGAACCCUUUCAAUGCAUUGUGUCCCUUGGUACUGGCAAGUACAAGGGAAGGUCUGGCCCAAGCACUGAAGAGUUUAGCAGUCUGAAGGAAAAACUGUUAAAAGUUGUGGCUAGUGCAACAGAUACAGAAGCAAUAGACACUGUUCUCAGUGACAUACUGCCCAAGUCAGUGUACUUUCGGUUGAACCCAAACUUAUCAAGUAAUGUACCCAUGGAUGAAGGCAGGAUUGAAAUGUUGGAACAAGUUCAGUUUGAUGCCAGAAAACAUUUGGAAAAAAUUGAUGAAACUUUAAAGACUUGUGCAAAAAAUCUUCUUCAAGAUAAGACUGUUCUAAAUCGUGGAAUGGACAGGUUUAGAAAUUGGUAUAGGACUACAUGAGCAGACAUUUUUGUUAUGAACCUUUACAGCCUAACAUCAGUAUGCAUAUUCUCCAUUCUUUUCUUUAUACAUUUCCUAAGGUGUUGACAAGGAGAAUUUGGUGAACAAUCAAGAGCCUCUUGAGUUGGUGAUCAUUUCCUUUAUUCUCAUGACCUUAAUGUGUGAUUCAGGGGUGAUAUUGUAAGGAGAAACUAGAUGUUGGUCACUCUUAGCAGUCAAAGGGUGAAAUAAGUUUUUUUAGUUCAAAUUUACAUGCAGUCAGUUGCAAAAACAGUAUUGUUUGAUUUUUUUCGUUAAAUGCAUCUUCCAUGAAGGUGUGUUUGAAAAUAAAAAAGACUGUUUUAAAGUGCUAUGGAAUGCAAAUGUCAUGUACCUCAGUGCAAAACACCCUCAAGAAAUAAGAAGGGGAGAGAGGAAACAACUAGGCUUAAUUCCAAAGCUUGUUAAUUUUCCUCUUAUUCCAUUUUUUUCCUUUUCUCUUUUUCUUCUUUCUUUUUAUCUAAAAUUCAAAAUCAAAAUUUAAAACCCCGUUUUCUUUUUAUGUGGAAUGUCUCAUGGUAUGAGCUGCAGAUCAACACAAACACUUUCUUGCAUACAUGGAAUGACUUGUCAUUUAUUAAUCACUAGUUGCAAGCACCCUGGCAAUAGAGAAGCCUGAAAGAUACUUUUUCUGUUGUGUACCCAAAGGUUAAGGCUCCUUGAGAUUUUAUUCUUCAGUUCUCUUACAAAGAUUCUAAGGAAGAAGAGUUUCAGAUCCAGUACUUUUUUAACAGGCUGAAAAGGUGAAAAAGACAUGAAUUUCCCUUGGGAAGUGUCAUGAUUUUUGAACAAGAGGUUAUUUGUAUGUGACAAGGGGACUUUUUCAUGGAAGGACGUUGCAUGUUCAAUUGAGAAUUUGUGGUUGAUCUGGCAAUAAAUUCAAGAGUGAGUCUCAAAGUUCAUUGCUGUGUUUGUGACAGUAACGCAGAAGCAAAGAUGAGAUUAGACAUGGAAAGAAGUUUGAACAGACAUUUGUAAGCUCAUAGGAAGACACACACACCACAGAUGAGUUGCUUCGUCUAGCACACAGCCAGUUAGCCAUCUGUGGACAUUGUGGUCAUGAAGAAAUAAAGGGGAUGUUUUCUGAUACCAAAGCUUUGCAGCUCAGGAAAGAAAAGGACUCUCUCUGGAAUAGAGAAUGUAAGGAAUUUGAAUGGAUGCCUGUGGAUUUUUUGAAGAUAUCUCGUAAAGCUAUCUCUCUUCUCAUAAAACAUUUACUCUCAGGUUGGUGACUUAACUCUGUAACUUUCAAGAUUUAAAUGUUGAUUCUCUGCACUG
Messenger RNA from Pocillopora verrucosa, 2883 nucleotides. Its product is annotated as calcium-independent phospholipase A2-gamma. Gene Ontology annotation, biological process: arachidonate metabolic process. NCBI's taxonomy places the organism in Eukaryota, Metazoa, Cnidaria, Anthozoa, Scleractinia, Pocilloporidae. Gene Ontology annotation, cellular component: membrane. The record is from RefSeq and is a predicted model, not a curated record.